Helianthus annuus (common sunflower) is the source of this 2265-nucleotide messenger RNA. RefSeq lists its product as uncharacterized. The coding region runs from base 1 to 2265 and encodes 754 amino acids. The record is from RefSeq and is a predicted model, not a curated record. Lineage: Eukaryota; Viridiplantae; Streptophyta; Magnoliopsida; Asterales; Asteraceae. The transcript has a single exon.
AUGGAUCCCUACGCGAUGAUAUUAUUCCACUUUGAGGAAGAACUUGAGUCUAAUUGCAACAGCAUUCCACCCGACGUUCUAGAUUUCUUGCAGACGUCAUUAACCGAGACAAAGCUACAAAACAAGUUUGGUAAACCUAUGGUGUGGAUUGGGAUUUAUAUUGCAAUAGCUUCUCUUUUCUGCAUCCUACCAAUGCUGGCUGAUCUGUUACAUGGUUUCAAAACCAAAAAACUAUGGUUUCCAUGUAAAUACUUUACUCUCAAUGCUGCUUCUCUCACUGUUAUAGCUAUUGCAAUGAAGCUACCUGUGGAUCUAAAUAAUUCAAUGCCGAAUAAUGUGGAUCAGGCUGCAAAGCUCGGAAGCUUGGCAUUUAUGUGCACCAUGAUGGCUAAUUUAUUGCCUUCAUUAGCAACAAUGGACAGUAAGGAACUUCUCACAAACAUCAUAGCAUUGGGUGUUCUAGUAAUCACCUUGGUUGUGAAUGUAUGCAUUCAAAUACGAACCGGUGUUGUUUCCAACAAUCAUGAUGGUCCUUAUUACACUCAUGUAAGCUAUAAAAAUUGGUUAAUAGCACUUAUAUAUGUGGCUAUGUUAUUCAUGCUACUGGUGAUACAUACUUGUUUGGCUUUAAUGAUUAUCACAUCAAAACAAAUAGUAGAAUCUAAAUACAAAGCACGUCGUGAAACAGCUUUGGUGGAUCUAGAGUUGCAGCAACCUGGAAGAGACACAGUUGAGAAGCUAAAGCAGCAUGUGAGCAACCACUGGAUCAUGGCUGGCACUGGGAGCCCUCAAUUUAUGGCAGUUUGUUCUGCUACAACUUCUGCUUCUGGGGUAAUAUGUUUUUCAAGCACUGCAUUACAUGUUGUUAUUAUGCUUUACACAAGACCAUAUAUGAAGCUCUACGGGUCAGAUUAUAAGUGGUCAGUUUUAAUGAUUCUUAUAACACAGUUUACCGGGGUAAUAUUGGGUACAAUCGCUCCUCUUUUGAGAUGUUUUGCAUCAUUGAGCUUUGAAGUAUCUAUAAAGUGGAUUUGGAACCAUAUCAGGGUGUUUAAAGUAGAGGGCUACUAUACUCAGAAGUUAUCUGACUGGAAAUAUGAUAGCGUGCCAUUGAAACUUAGUAGUCGCAGAUGCAAAAUUGUCUUCCAGUAUCUAAAGGUCCUGAUUUUGAUUUUGUCUAUAGGAAUCCAGAAAACAGUUCUGGUAGCAUGUAAGAUGAUAGCAUUGAUCCCAAUUUUCUUUGUAAUUGGUGUCAUGUGUUGUUUUCAUUGCUGGAAGUCGUUAAAGGUACUCAUGUCCAUUGCCUCAUAUAAUGUGUCAGUUGAAACUCCUUCUCAACUACAACGCAAUAAAAACCUUAGCCAGUACGUUCUGCAGCUUCAAGAUGAUAUGGAGCUUGCUGAGAGAACACUGAAAAGCAUUUUAAAAUCUGUGACCAAUUUGAUCCAAAGUGCUGAAAAGCAACAGCCUAACAAUCUUAUUAAGCUGCUAGGAGAAUCUAGCGGUUUUGAAGGAGUUGGAAAGUAUGACUUGCAUCAAGUCUCAGAACAAAUGUAUGUAGACUGCUGGAGCUUACCGGUAGCAACACUGACGGCCAUCGCCAUAUCUCUUCCCAACAUUCAAAAAAGCAUGACUGAUAGGUUGCUAAAAUGCGUGAGUGAAGGUCUUACAUAUGUCAAACAUAUAGAAGAAAGCCUCAAUGCUACUGAUGAGUAUAUAAGCAGUCAAAAGGCUGCUAGAAUGUUGUGGCUAGAAAUUGAAGUUUGCCACAAAUGGCUUGGAAUCAAUUUGCAGACACCGGCACAUGAAACUAAUGCAACAAAAGAGAUUGUUCAAUGGUUCUGUAAUACAGCUGAAAACAUGGUCAGUGAGCUGGAAAGUAAAAAAAUGAAAGGCUCAGAUGAUAGUUCAGUCUACAUAUCGGUUUCUGCCAACUCAAUGUACAGGAUCACCCAAACAAUCCUAGCUUCCAACCAUGCCCACAUAGACCAGGUUAGCCAAGAAGAACUAUUUGAGCAAUUAUCAUCAAUGAUCUCUCACAUAUUGGCUGCUUGUCUCACCAACUUACCCCGAGUCAAAGCCAUGAAAUGCCACACAAGUGUCAUAGAGAAAAGGGAAGAGAGUGUACAUGUUGCAGCACAACUUCUUGGUGAGACUAUGCAGAUAAUCAAUAGCCUUCAAGAUCGCGAGCUCCCAAGCUUGAAUCCUGAUGAGUUGCCCUUUAUUGACAAGUGGCGUGAUUGUUUUCUGCAUCCUUCUCCUUGA